AUGACGGCAACAUUUGACCCACAAUUGCGCAUGGCCAAUUGCCACACUUUGACACCUGACAAUAUUGUUGUGGACCACGGCAUUUGGCUUAACUUUGUGACUCACGAUCUCCUCGAGAACCUCAAGACGUCGACCUACGUUAUUAUCACCGACACAAAUCUCUAUGACACCUAUGUGCCGCCCUUCCAGAAAGUGUUCAACGCUGCGGCGUCUGCCUCGACUCGACUCCUCACCUAUGCUAUCCCGCCGGGUGAAAUUUCAAAGAGCCGCCAGACUAAGGCAAGCAUUGAGGAUUGGAUGCUGUCGCAGAAAUGCACAAGGGAUACCGUCAUUGUUGCCCUUGGCGGUGGUGUCAUUGGCGACAUGAUCGGUUAUGUUGCUGCCACAUUUAUGCGUGGUGUUCGCUUCGUCCAGGUGCCUACUACUCUGCUAUCUAUGGUUGACUCCUCUAUUGGAGGCAAGACUGCAAUCGACACACCAGCAGGGAAGAAUCUGGUCGGUGCCUUCUGGCAACCAUCGCGCAUCUAUAUCGACUUGGCCUUCCUCGAGACGCUACCAACACGAGAGUUCAUCAAUGGCAUGGCGGAGGUCGUCAAAACGGCCGCCAUCUGGGACGAAGACGAGUUCACGACGCUCGAGUCCAACGCGGCCAUCAUUCUAGCCGCUGUCAAAUCCCAAGGCCCUCAGAGACUAUCCUCUAUCCGAGAUGUUCUCAAGCGAAUCGUGUUGGGUUCCGCCCGCGUCAAAGCUCAUGUCGUUUCCAGUGACGAAAGGGAAGGCGGCCUGAGGAAUCUGCUCAAUUUUGGCCAUUCCAUUGGGCACGCAUACGAAGCUCUUCUCACCCCUCAGCUUCUGCACGGCGAGGCAGUGGCCAUUGGCAUGGUUAAGGAGGCGGAACUAGCCCGCUACCUUGGCGUUCUCCGGCCUGGCGCUGUGGCCCGACUCGUCAAGUGCAUCGCGAGCUACGAACUGCCCACAUCCAUACACGACAAGAAAGUCGUUAAACUGACGGCAGGCAAGACGUCCCCGGUCGAUGCCUUGUUGGAGAAGAUGGCCGUCGACAAGAAGAAUGACGGAGCCAAGAAAAAAAUUGUGCUUCUUUCGGCCAUCGGAAGGACUCACGAACAAAAGGCCAGCGUCGUCGAAGAUGACGCAAUCAGGGUGGUCCUCUCACCGGCGACGCAAGUGAUUUCUGGCGUACCCAAGUCGCACCACACUACAGUCAUACCUCCCGGCUCCAAGAGCAUAUCGAACCGUGCCCUUGUCCUUGCGGCCCUUGGUCAGGGAACCUGCCGUAUCACGAACCUUCUACAUUCUGAUGACACCGAGUAUAUGCUAUCAGCAAUUGCUCAACUAGGCGGCGCGACCUAUGCCUGGGAAGAUGCUGGAGAGGUUCUAGCCGUUCAGGGCAAGGGUGGCAGGCUCAGUGCAAGCAAGGAGGCGCUGUACCUGGGUAAUGCUGGUACAGCGUCUCGAUUCUUGACCACUGUUGUUGCUCUUUGUGCCCCAUCUGACGUCUCUUCGACGGUGCUCACAGGAAACGCCCGAAUGAAGGUUCGCCCCAUUGGGCCCCUGGUUGACGCACUCAGGGCCAACGGAUUGGGUAUCAAGUAUCUGGGUCAGGAGAAGAGUCUUCCCCUCCAGGUGGACGCUGCCGAUGGCUUUGAAGGCGGAGUCAUUGAACUGGCCGCCACCAUUUCCUCUCAGUAUGUCUCAUCCAUUCUCAUGGCUGCGCCCUAUGCGAAGAACCCCGUCACAUUGCGUCUCGUUGGUGGAAAACCCAUUUCCCAGUUCUACAUCGACAUGACCAUAGCCAUGAUGCGUACUUUUGGCGUCAAUGUAACGCGAUCAUCCGAGGAGCCAAAUACCUACCAUAUUCCCAAGGCCGUCUACCAAAACCCUCCCGAGUACGUGGUUGAGAGCGAUGCCAGCUCGGCGACGUACCCUCUUGCCAUUGCGGCCAUCACCGGCACUACUUGUACUGUGCCCAACAUCGGCUCAGAGUCGCUCCAAGGCGAUUCUCGAUUUGCCGUCGACGUACUGAGGCCUAUGGGUUGCGCCGUCGAGCAGACAGGCACUUCAACCACCGUUACCGGGCCGCCAAUCGGCAGCCUGAAGGCCAUCGAGCACGUCGAUAUGGAGCCCAUGACAGAUGCCUUCCUGACGGCGUCGGUUCUUGCUGCCGUCGCGUCGGGAACCACCAGAAUUAGCGGCAUCGCGAAUCAGCGAGUCAAAGAGUGCAACCGUAUCGGAGCCAUGCGUGAGCAGCUGGCUAAGUUUGGCGUUGAUACGAAUGAGUUUGACGACGGCAUCAUUAUUACUGGCCGUUCUGUUCAAGGCCUUCAAGGGCCCACUGAAGGCAUAUUCUGCUAUGAUGACCACCGCGUCGCAAUGAGUUUCAGUGUGCUCUCGGUCGUGGCACCAAAACCUGUUACGAUACUCGAAAGAGAGUGUACUGGCAAGACAUGGCCGGGUUGGUGGGAUACCUUGUCUCAGUCCUUCAAGGUUGUCUUGGACGGAGUCGACCAGCAUCCUCAGGCGGUGUUAACAGGACCUUCCGCAAAAACUCGAAAGGACAAAUCUGUCUUUAUUAUUGGCAUGCGUGGUGCUGGCAAGACAACAGCUGGUCGGUGGAUGGCCAACACGUUGAAGAGACCGUUCGUUGACCUGGACGAGGAGCUGGAGCGACGGGCUGGCAUGACGAUUCCUGAGAUGAUUAGAGGCACCAGAGGAUGGGACGGCUUUCGGGCGGAUGAGCUGGAGCUUCUCCGGGAGGUCUUGGAGAAGCGGAGUCAUGGCUAUAUCUUCUCGUGCGGCGGCGGCAUUGUCGAGACCCCCGAGGCUCGCAAACUGCUCGUCGCUCAUUGUCGCAACGACGGAACCGUGUUGCUGGUCCAUCGAAACACCAAGGAGGUGGUUGAGUAUCUCCUCCAGGACAAGUCGAGACCGGCCUACAGGGAGGACAUUGAAGAUGUCUACUAUCGCCGGAAGCCGUUCUUCGAGGAAUGUAGCAACUUCGAAUACUUUAGUCCUCACCCGCCUGGCACUCUGGCUACACGGGACCCGCCGUUGGACUUCCGGCGCUUUGUGAACACCUUGUGUGGCGAGGAGGUUCAAGUGAAAAGGGCACUGGCGAAGGACCCCAGCUUUUUCGUUUCCCUCACGGUGCCAGAAGUCGCCUCUGCUCUGGCCCUGAUACCGGCCGUCGUCGUCGGAUCAGACGCCGUAGAGCUUCGUGUGGACUUGCUGCAAGACUUCUCGGAAGAAUCGGUGGCACACCAAGUUGCGCUUCUCCGAUCUGUGGCCGACGUGCCAAUUAUCUUCACCCUGCGGACGAAAGCUCAGGGCGGAAGAUUCCCAGACGACGCCUAUGACCAGGGCCUUGGACUUUACCAAAAGGCCAUCCGCAUGGGUGUUGAGUUUAUCGACGUCGAGAUGACGCUCCCGGAGCAAGUCAUCCAAACAAUUGUGGAGAAUAAGGGGCCGUGUCGCAUUAUUGCUUCUCAUCACGACCCUCAGGGCAAACUGUCGUGGAAGAACGGUUCCUGGAUACCAUUUUACAACAAAGCCCUCCAAUGGGGUGACGUGAUCAAGCUGGUUGGUAUUGCCCAGCACAUCGAGGAUAACUACGCGCUGGCCCAAUUCAAAUCCGCAAUGUUGUCUUCACACAAAACCCCCAUCAUUGCCCUCAAUAUGGGUACUGCCGGCAAGCUCAGCCGCGUGCUUAACGGCUGCCUUACUCCGGUCUCUCAUCCUGCUCUGCCGUUCAAGGCGGCUCCUGGGCAGUUGUCCGCGGCAGAGAUCCGGAAGGCUUUGGCACUGUUGGGUGGCAUUAGUCCCCAGUCCUUUUAUCUCUUCGGCAAGCCUAUCUCGGCGUCAAGGUCGCCCGCACUGCACAACACCCUUUUUGCGCUGACUGGAUUGCCGCACCGAUACUUGCUAAAGGAGACGGAUAGCGCCGCCGACAUUCGGGAGGUUAUCCGUGCACCUGAUUUUGGCGGUGCGUCCGUCACAAUCCCACUGAAGCUAGACAUCAUGAAGGAAAUCGAUGAAAUCUCGGAGUCCGCUCGCAUAAUCGGUGCCGUUAACACUAUCAUCCCGGCCAGGGACAAUGGGGACGGCAACGCUAAGCUCGUCGGUGAUAACACCGAUUGGUCAGGCAUGGUCCACUCUCUGCAAUCCGCAGGAGUUGCGCCUCGCUCCGCCACUGGCGUCCAGCGUUCCGCAAUGGUCAUCGGUUCGGGGGGGACCACACGAGCUGCCAUCUUUGCUCUCCAUGCCCUGGGCUUCGGGCCCAUUUACGCACUUGCGCGCAAUAGCAGUAACUUGGAGACGCUGAAGGCAUCCUUCCCUCCCGAGUAUCGCAUCGAAGCUCUCAAGAGCGCCAGUGAUGCAUCCACCCUGCCAUCCUCACCCACCGUUAUAGUCAGCACUAUUCCUGCAGACAAGCCGGUUGAUCCAUCACUUCAAGAGACCUUGGCAGUGGUGUUGCGCCACGAGCUGGCAACCGAGGAGAAGCGGGUCCUCCUUGAGAUGGCUUACAUGCCCCGUUACACCCCAUUGAUGCAGCUCGCUGAGGAGGCCGGGUGGGCAACUAUCCCUGGACUGGAAGUGCUCUCUGCCCAGGGCUGGUACCAGUUCCAGAAAUGGACCGACAUCAUCCCCCUGUACCAAACAGCUCGAGCAGCUGUGCUAGGCGAGGAGGCUGGGGAAGCUACCGGCCGUAAAGUAUAA
Colletotrichum navitas is the source of this 4734-nucleotide messenger RNA. Its product is annotated as 3-phosphoshikimate 1-carboxyvinyltransferase. The transcript has 3 exons. Bases 1 to 4734 code for a protein of 1577 amino acids. Gene Ontology annotation, molecular function: shikimate kinase activity; shikimate 3-dehydrogenase (NADP+) activity; 3-phosphoshikimate 1-carboxyvinyltransferase activity. NCBI's taxonomy places the organism in Eukaryota, Fungi, Ascomycota, Sordariomycetes, Glomerellales, Glomerellaceae. Gene Ontology annotation, biological process: chorismate biosynthetic process; aromatic amino acid biosynthetic process. Gene Ontology annotation, cellular component: cytoplasm. The record is from RefSeq and is a predicted model, not a curated record.